Molecule: messenger RNA, 2621 nt
Organism: Lotus japonicus
Lineage: Eukaryota; Viridiplantae; Streptophyta; Magnoliopsida; Fabales; Fabaceae
Product: low-temperature-induced 65 kDa protein-like
Exons: 6
Coding region: 84-2297 (737 amino acids)
Biological process (GO): response to stress; response to abscisic acid
Source: RefSeq, a predicted model, not a curated record
UGUCUCUCUCUAUAAAACAUAAGCCUUUGAUCUUUCCUUAACAUGCAAUCAGUUUCUUUUCUUUCUAUUUACAGUUUACAAUCAUGGAUUCAAGAGUAGUUCCAAGUCAAGUGCAUGAGAACAAUGAAAAUCACCCUCAUGUUGCUUCACAACAAGUGACUCAUGGUGAAGAAGAACACCACUCUGAGAAUGAGAAGACGUCUGUUCUGAAUAAGGUCAAGGUAAAGGCUAGGAAAAUCAGGGACACGAUUAAGAAGCAUGGCCAGCAAGUCCUUGAUCAUGGUCAUGAGUCCAACAAUAAAGAUCAGCAUAUCCCUGAUGACCAUGAGUUGGAUGAAGAAAAAGAAAUAGUUGAAGACCCAGAAGUUCAAGCAGCACCAAAUUAUGAAAAUGAAGGUUUUAAAAGUACUACCCCUGCAUCUGAGCAAGUUGAAAAUUUUGGGAAGUCAGGAAGUGAUUUUGGGAGCACAACAGUUAUGGGAGAAGAACAACCCCAUCAAGAUCCAGUAGUUGUGGGCGUUUCUUCAACUGCUGAAAUGAAUCAAAACAUUGACACUGAACCAGUCAAAAAAAUUGCUGGGGAAGAAAAGCCAAUGGAUUUGGAGAGGCCAACAGUCUUGGAGGAUGAUCAUCACGCUCAAGGAAGUAGACCUGAGGCAUAUACUCUUCCCAGUUAUGAGACCAAUGUCACUGUUCCAAGUGGGGCAGGAAGUGAUGAAAUAGAAGACAUUAAAACUGUUGAAAAAUCUUUUGAGAGAAUGAAUGUCCAUGAUGAGCCAAAACCUACACCAGAGCCAAAAGUACUGCCAGAAAUUGCUGAUACUGAAUAUCCUCCUACUGGAAGUAAUGAUCAGUUUGAACCAAACCUAUCUGCUGCUACAGAAACCCACGAUCCUUCUGCUAGAACUCAUGAUCAGCUCUCUUCGGAGAAGAUAUCUACAAAUAUCAAUAGAAACCCGGAAAUUGAAGAACAAACUUUCAACACCAUCACAACCACACCUGAAGAACAACAAUCAGUGAAGACAAAAUCAAACCAUAACAGUUACACAGAUGAAAUCUCAUCGGCAACCGCUGAUAUAACUGUCUCUCCCGAGAUUUCUGAAGCUUCUGAUACUGCUGAAAUGAAUCAAAACAUUGCCACUGAACCAGUCAAAACAUUUGCUGGGGAAGAAAAGGCAAUUGAUUUGGAGAGGCCAAUAGUCUUGGAGGAUGAUCCUCAAGGAAGUAGACCUGAGGCAUAUACUCUUCCAAAUUAUCAAACCAAAGCAACUGAUCCAAGUGGGGCUGGGAGUGAUGAAAUAGAAGACAUUAAAACUGUUGAGAAAUCUUUUGGGAGAAUGAAUGUCCAUGAUGAGCCAAAACCAACCCCAGAGCCAAAAGUUCUGCCUGAAAUUGCUGAUACUGAAUACCCUUCUACUGGAAGUAAUGAUCAGUUUAAAUUUGAACCACACCUCUCUGCUGCAACAGAAAUCCAGGAUCCUUCUGCUAGAACUCAUGAUCAGUUCUCUUCAGAGAAGAUAUUUUCAGAUAGCAAUAGAAACCCGGAAAUUGAAGAACAAACUGUCAACACCAUCACAACCACAGCUGAAGAACCACAAUCAGUGAAGACAAAAUCAAACCAUAACAGUUACACAGAUGAAAUCUCAUCGGCAACCGCCGAUAUAACUGUCUCUCCCGAGAUUUCUGAAGCUUCUGAGAUUGGACAUGAUGAGAAAGGUGAUAGAAACGACAAGGUGAUGACUACCCUUGAAGAGCUGCAAAAGAGUGAGGAUGUUUCUGACCCCUCAGGAUCCACUGCAGAAAAUGGAAAGAGCAUUGCUCAGCCUCUGACAGAGAAAUCAGCUCCAGUUUAUGGGAAGGUAGCAGAGGUAGGAAGCACUGGUGGAGUUGGAACUGAAACAAAAAAUGGGGUUGAAGAUCAGAACAAUGGGGUUGCUUUAAAGGACUAUUUAGCUGAGAAGCUAAGGCCUGGUGAAGAAGACAAGGCACUUUCUGAGGUGAUUUCAGAAGCUUUAUAUAAGGGAAAAGAAGAGGAAGUGAAAAAAGAGCAAGGAAAUUUGGGUAGUGAAGAUGAGAAGUCAGAGAAAGUGUGUGAGGACAACAGCUAUGUGAAGAGUCCAGGAAAAGGUAUGGUUGAAACGGUUAAGGGUGUUGUUGGGUCUUGGUUUGCCAAAUCAGAGGAGACUCAAUCACCACAAGUUGCAGGUGCUGCUGAGGAUUUAUCAAAUGAUAAAGGUUCUGGUGCUGAAGAGGAACAUGUUAGCCAAGUUGUGGAUGAAAGAAGAACCCAGGAGUGAUCCAAUAGAACAAGUGGUCUCAAUAAAUUUCUCUAUAGAUAAAUAAUACAUUUAUCAAGUUGCUCUUGUUACUUGUAGUUAGAUAUUUGUCAGUGGUGGAUUCAUUUGGAAGUAAUUAUAUGUUUCUAUGAUUUUUGUUUUUGAAAACAUCAUGACUUUCUUAUAGGAGAAGGUUGGUAGUUUCAUGUCUUGUGCCAUGUAUUGUUGUGUCUUCUUGGAUUGCAAAGUAUGAUUGAGUUAUACACUAAGAGUCAGAGGGUGAGAGAUAAAUUUCCAUUGUAAUAUUUUUUUUUUGAAAUGAAAUGGUAAAUAUAUUAAGUAGAA